AUGAGACCCAGCUCAAUUAGCGCAGACGGCAUCAAGGUCUUCGCUGGCGCUGAGCAGGAUGCCAACCUCUUCUUCAUCACCGUCGAGGCCAAGCUCAUCGCCGCUGGCAUCGACGCUGGCAUCAUCGCCGAGGGUGGUGCUGACCACCAAGGAGACGGGCAGGCUCCAGCAGCUGCCUCAUUGCCGAGCCCAAGCACCCACGGAGGGAGCCGCAGCCGCAUCCAGUUUGCCACAUGGAGCGUGCCUCUGCUGCCGUCCAAGGACACCGGCCAUCUCUUCCUCUACGCCAGCACCACGACCUCCCAACAAGCCACGGCGCUUGCGGGGGAGCUCGUGCACAGCAGCGAUGGGGAAGCCGAGGAUGCUGACGAGGGCGCCUCUGCACACGACGUGCUAGGCCAUCGCAGCAGCGCGGCCGUCGACGCCAUCCGGCAGCAGAUUGCCCAGGCCUCUUCCAAGCACAUCGUCACCUGUGGACCAUGUGCGCUUGGCAAGAGCACGCGCGCCUCCAUCCCGAAGCAGUCUGCUCCACGCAGCGCUGGGCCAUGCCAGCUGCUCUACGCAGACAUCGCCGGUCCGCUGGAGGAGACGUCGCUGCGAGGUGCACGCUACGCGCUGACCUUCAUCGACGACUGCACGCGUUUCGCCUGGACGUUUCUCAUCCGGCACAAGAACGACGUCGGUGCGGCCCUGGAGCAGCUGCGCAAGGACCGCCACGUCGUCAACGCGCUCCGAGGCGCCACGCUGCAGACGGACAGCGACGCCGUCUUCAAGAGCCAGGACUUCACCGACCUGUGCCUGGCCUUCGACAUCAAGCAGCGCUUCUCGCCACCGCACUCGCAGGCCAAGAACGGAUCCGCGGAGCGCACCUUCCGCACCCUCUUCGAGACGGCGCGUACGAUGCUGUUUGCUGCGGACCUGGACAGCCCUUCGCCGGCCUACGUGCAUGUGGAGAAGAGCAGCACGCGGCACAAGCUUGACCCACGCUCACGCGUUGGCGUCUACGUCGGCUUCGCCGAGGAGGACCAGGCCCACGUCGUCUGGAUGCCGGACACGCGACGCGUUGUCCACACCAUCCACGCACGCUUCGGCGCCAUCAAGAACAAGGACGUCGCCUCCUCUCAGCAGCAGCAAGAGCAGAACAGCGGUGCCUCUGCUUCGCAUGCCAACAAGACCGCUCAGCGUUCAACCGAGGACAGUGCCACCGGCGCUCCCACUGCACCACGUGUGGGGGAGCCGCAGCUCCAGCCACGCGCCCUUGGCGGCUCCGUCUGGGACCAGCUGCUGUUGUCCGGGACCCUCGGCGACAAGGACACCUCUGGUGGCUCAACCACCACGUGUCACGUUGCCACCAGCGCUGCUGGUACGGGGGAGAAGACAUCAGCAGUGGGUGGUCAUCUACCAGACAUCGCUGCUGGCAGUGUUGCCACGUCAGCUGAGCCAGCCACCGUCAAGGAGGCGCUUGCCUCGCCAGACUGUGAGGAGUGGCGCCAAGCCAUCCUGGACGAGUUUGCGGCAAUGCAGGCCAAUGACGUCUACGACGUCGUGCCUCGCGCUGACCUUCCCAAGGGCCACAAGCUGCUCCGCAGCAUGGUCAUUUUUCGGAAGCGUGACGACCAGGGCAAGGUGAUCAAGUACAAGGCGCGCUGGGUUGCCAAGGGCUACUCCCAGGUCCACGGUGUCAAUUAUACGGACACCUUUGCCCCGACGGCCACCAUCUCAGCCAUCCGCACCAUGCUCGCCAUGGCCGUCGCGCGUGGCAUGGACAUCCAGCAGAUGGACGUCAACACGGCGUUCCUCAACGCGCCCGUGGAUCACGAGAUCUACGUCCAGCCACCGGCCGUCGACGGCAUCUUCUCGCCGAAUACGGUCCUGCGCCUCAAGCGCGGGUUGUAUGGCCUGAAGCAGAGCCCGCGCCUGUGGAACCACACGCUGGACGCCUGGAUGCGCGAGCAGGACUUCGUCGCCACAGCCACGGACGCCUGCAUCUACCGCCGCACCCGCACAGGUGGCAAGGUGAUGUGGGUUGCCGUCUACGUGGACGACCUGCUCAUCUUCGCCGACGGCGACAACGACAUGGCCGCCUUCAAGAAGGCCAUCUCCAAGCGCUUCAAGAUGAAGGACCUGGGCAGCCCAGACAUAUGUCUCGGCAUCAAGGUGCAGCACAACCGCAAGGCCAGGACCGUCACCAUGAGCCAGGAGCACUACCUGCGCAACGUGCUGGAGACCUUCGGCAUGGCUGACUGCAAGCCGGUCGGCACGCCGCUCUGCACGGGCUACGUCGACAAGCCAGCCGACAAGGAGGAGCCACUCCCGGACGUGCCGUUCCGCGAGCUGCUUGGCUCCCUCCUCUAUGCUGCGACGAUGACGCGCCCAGACAUCUCGGCGGCUGUCUCCAUCCUGUCUCGCCGUAUGCAGCACUUCGGCAUGGACCACUGGAAGGCUGCCAAGCACCUUCUUCGCUACAUCAAGGGCACCUUGUCCUACACCAUCAAGUACGCCGCCACUGGCGACACCAGCAACGGCAGCACUGCCGACGGCGUGCUCUCAGCGUACUCGGAUGCGUCAUUCGCCUCCGACGUUGACACGCGACGUUCCCGCACGGGCUUCCCGGCGCAGCGCGUUGCCGAACACGCCGCCUCGCGCAUGCGGCACAUCCUCGUCAAGUAUCAAUACAUCCGCGAGUGCGUCGACACCAAGAGGAUUGUGCUGAGCUACCUCGCCACGGAGCACAUGAUCGCAGAUCUCCUCACGAAGAUCCUCCCUCGGCCCAAGACGGCUCAGUUCUGCACGAUGCUGUUCGACCAGCGUCCUCUGCCAGGCUGCCAGCCACGGGCCCGUCCUCAUUCGGGCCGGUCGCCACGUCCUUCGACUCCGCGUCAGGACCUCUGA
This is a messenger RNA of Salpingoeca rosetta, 2892 nucleotides long. RefSeq lists its product as uncharacterized. Lineage: Eukaryota; Choanoflagellata; Craspedida; Salpingoecidae. The transcript is spliced from 5 exons. The record is from RefSeq and is a predicted model, not a curated record. Bases 1 to 2892 code for a protein of 963 amino acids. Gene Ontology annotation, biological process: DNA integration. Gene Ontology annotation, molecular function: nucleic acid binding.